AUGAUGGUGCACUGUGCCGGUUGCGAGCGGCCCAUCCUCGACCGCUUUCUGCUGAACGUGCUGGACCGCGCGUGGCAUAUCAAAUGUGUCCAGUGUUGCGAGUGCAAAACCAACCUCUCGGAGAAGUGCUUCUCGGGGGAGGGCAAGCUCUACUGCAAAAACGACUUCUUCAGACGCUUCGGCACCAAGUGUGCAGGCUGCGCGCAAGGCAUCUCGCCCAGCGACCUGGUGCGCAAAGCCCGGAGCAAAGUCUUCCACCUCAACUGUUUCACCUGCAUGGUGUGCAACAAGCAGCUGUCCACCGGGGAGGAGCUGUACGUCAUCGACGAGAACAAGUUUGUGUGCAAGGAUGACUACCUGAGCUCCUCCAGCCUCAAAGAAGGCAGCCUCAACUCAGUGUCAUCUUGUACGGACCGCAGUUUGUCCCCGGACCUCCAGGACCCACUGCAGGACGACCCCAAGGAGACAGACAACUCGACCUCAUCUGACAAGGAGACCGCCAACAACGAGAACGAGGAGCAGAACUCGGGCACCAAGCGGCGCGGCCCGCGCACCACCAUCAAAGCCAAGCAGCUGGAGACGCUCAAGGCCGCCUUCGCCGCCACGCCCAAGCCCACGCGCCACAUCCGCGAGCAGCUGGCGCAGGAGACCGGCCUCAACAUGCGGGUUAUUCAGGUGUGGUUUCAGAACCGAAGGUCCAAAGAGCGCCGCAUGAAACAGCUGAGCGCUCUAGGCGCACGGAGACACGCCUUCUUCCGGAGUCCGCGGCGCAUGCGUCCGCUAGGCGGCCGCUUGGACGAGUCUGAGAUGUUGGGGUCCACCCCAUACACCUACUACGGAGACUACCAGGGCGACUACUACGCGCCAGGAGGCAACUACGACUUCUUCGCGGCGCACGGGCCGCCGUCGCAGGCGCAGUCCCCGGCCGACUCCAGCUUCCUGGCCGCCUCGGGGCCCGGCUCGACGCCGCUGGGCGCCCUGGAGCCGCCGCUGGCCGGGCCGCACGCCGCUGAGAACCCGCGCUUCACCGACAUGAUCUCGCACCCCGACACGCCGAGCCCCGAGCCCCUGCCCGGCGCGCUGCACCCCAUGCCCGGAGAGGUGUUCGGCGGCGGCCCCAGCCCGCCCUUCCCCAUGAGCGGCUCCGGCGCCUACAGCGGGGCCCUGUCGCACCCCAACCCCGAGCUCAACGAGGCGGCCGUGUGGUAAGGCCGGGGCGGGCGCCCCCUGCAGCCUCCGAAACCAAAACGCCCGACGCGGACUCGCGGGGGCGAGGGGGCGCCCUCCGGGGUUCUCUCUCGGGUCCGCACCCAACCGGCAGCUGCUCCUCUGCUGGGCGCGGGGGACCCAGGCCCCACUCAUCCCCAGCGAGCGCUCUCCCCGGCAGCCGCGAGCAAUUUCUUGGGGCCAAAGUCGAUAUUCUGGAGGGUGCGGAGAUGCGGAGCUCCCGACCCCCGCCCACCGCCUCCACCUCUGGACUAAGGGUCGAGGCGGAGGGCUGGAGAAGAUGUUUUUCCCCUCUCUGCGAUCCGAGUGGUGUUUUGUAACCUUAUUUCUCGCUCUGCUUUCCCCAUCUUUAAAAAAAAAAAAAUGACUAAAAAAAUAGAUUGGAAGGGAAAGAUGAGGAAAGCAUCAGCCAGAAAGCGAAGAUGGAGGAGAGGGAAUCGGGGGAGGAUCCACCUGCGAGUUGGCGCCCCCUGGUGGCCGGUCUUGGGCUCAAGGUCAGCUGAUCCGGGAAGCCGGCUUCUCCCUCUUAAUGACGUUUUCUUUGGAGCCCGGGGUCCAGGCUGGACUCGAACACUUGCCCAUCCUGUUCUGCCCCUGGGCGAGGCGCUCUCCCUGUCCGGGGGCCUGGAGGCUGGGCCGUCAGGGUGUACAAUAUUAUACUUUUUUGGAAGUUGAACGCUUCUAGUUUCCUUAUUUUGUAUAAAGAAGAAAACAAAUAAAGUAUGUUUUUGUGUUUACUGUUUAUUUAUUGUACUCUAGUUAUCUGGGGCUGGACAUUUUUA
This is a messenger RNA of Chinchilla lanigera (long-tailed chinchilla), 2009 nucleotides long. It is a transcript of the gene Lhx5, whose product is annotated as LIM homeobox 5. The transcript has 5 exons. The record is from RefSeq and is a predicted model, not a curated record. Gene Ontology annotation, molecular function: DNA-binding transcription factor activity, RNA polymerase II-specific; RNA polymerase II transcription regulatory region sequence-specific DNA binding. Gene Ontology annotation, biological process: neuron differentiation; regulation of transcription by RNA polymerase II. Gene Ontology annotation, cellular component: nucleus. The coding region runs from base 1 to 1209 and encodes 402 amino acids. Lineage: Eukaryota; Metazoa; Chordata; Mammalia; Rodentia; Chinchillidae.